Nerophis lumbriciformis (worm pipefish) is the source of this 2784-nucleotide messenger RNA. Lineage: Eukaryota; Metazoa; Chordata; Actinopteri; Syngnathiformes; Syngnathidae. The record is from RefSeq and is a predicted model, not a curated record.
AUGACGUGUCUCCUUGCCUUACUGCUCUUCUGUGCCGGUUGUUGCGCACUCGGCCAAGUGGACUACUUUCAACAAGACUAUGAAGAUGCCAAUUUGGAGGAAUUUGAUUUGGACAUUGCACCUCACAGAAUUCCGCGACAGGUGAAAAAUGCCCUCAUUAAGGAAACCAGGCCUCGCAUCCAGGAGCUGUCCGUCAAUAGCACCAUCAUCUCCCGUUACGCUUUCACCACGGUGCGCUGCGUCAUGUUCAACCGGCACGCCGCCGCCGGCGAAGGCGUCUUCCGCUUCCCCGUGCCGGCCGGGGCCUUGGUCUCUAACUUCACCAUGAUCAUCGCAGGGCGCGUCUACCAGAGCCGGGUCAGACCCAAGGAGCGGCGGAAGGUCAAGCGGCCAGACGGCAAAGCCCGGGACAAAGAGUCAGGUGACUCAAGGUCCAAAUCGGAGGCGGGCGUCUUCCAAAUGGCGGCCAGCAUUCCGGGCGGGAAGAGGGCCGUCUUUCUGCUCACGUACGAGGAGCUGUUGCGGCGCCGACUUGGCCGCUACGAGCACGUGAUCGGCUUGCGUCCGCUGCAGCUGGUCAGCCGCCUCCGGGUGGACGUCACCGUCGCGGAUCGCUCCGCCAUCGACGCUUUGGAGGUGCUCCCGCUCCGGCGGGACGUCGGCGCGACCCGUACGCCGGCCGAGACUCGGCCUCCCGUCGCCGCCGCCGUAAAAAGGGAUGAGAACGUGUGCAAGAUCACCUUCGCCCCAAACAUCGUCCAGCAAGCCAAGAUCUCCACCAACGGCAUCCUGGGAGAUUUCGUCAUCCAUUACGACGUCCAGAGGGACUUGGGCGUCGGAGACGUGCGGGUUCGAAACGGCCAUUUUGUCCACUACUUUGCGCCCAAAGACCUCCCGGCGAUGCCCAAGAACGUCGUGUUUGUGAUCGACACCAGCGCCUCCAUGCUGGGCACCAAGAUGAGACAGACAAAAGAGGCCUUAUUUGCCAUCCUGAGGGAGCUGCGAACCGUCGAUCGCUUCAACUUUGUCACUUUCUCCAACAAGAUCAAAGUGUGGCGACCCGACGGACUGGUGCCGGUCACGCCGCUCAACAUUCGAGACGCCAAAAAGUUUAUCUACACCUUGACGCCCACGGGAGGCGCAGACAUCGACGGCGCCCUCCGGAGCGGCUCGGCGCUGCUCCGCGACCGCCUCUCGGGUCCCCCCGGCGUCUCGCUCGUCCUCUUCCUGACGGACGGACGGCCCACGGUAGGGGAGUCUCGCUCGGCGGCCGUCUUGGAAAACGCCCGCUCGGCCGCGCCGGACAAAGUCUGCGUCUUCGCCGUCGGCAUCGGCGACGACGCGGACUACAAGCUUUUGGAGCGCUUGUCUCUGGAGAACUGCGGCGCGAUGAGGCGGAUUCGCGAGGAGGCCGACGCCGGCGCCGCGCUCAGAGGCUUCUACCGGGAGAUCGGCACCCCGCUGCUGUCGGACAUCAGGAUCGACUACAUGCGGGACUCCGUGGACCGCGUGACGCGGCGCCUCUUCACCAACUACUUCAACGGCUCCGAGAUGGUCGUCGCGGGAGAACUGAGCGAUCGUAGCGCCGAGUCUCUCCGCGUUCGGGUCACGGCCGACGGCCACGACAAGACGGUCGUCCUGGAGACCGACGUCCCUCUUCGACGCGAGGAAUCGGAGACCGAGAAGCGGCUGAAGGCGAAUCGCGCGGCGGGGGACUUUGUGGAGCGCGCGUGGGCAUUCUUGACGGUCAAAGAGGAGCUCCGUUCUCGACUGCGGAGUCGAAGCAGCGGGGAAAGGGAAGAGCACGUCCGGCGGGCGACCGACCUCGCCUUGGCGUACCAUUUUCUAACCCCCCUCACCGACAUGCUGUUGGACAACCCCGAGGUGUCGGGGGCGCUCGCUAACGAGGUGCCGGAUGACGAAGGAGAAGGACUUUUGCGCGGAGAAGCGGAACGCGAGCCGGACAGAACUCUUAGCAACAUCAGAGGCCAAGUGGAAGGGAAGAAGUCCAUCACUAUCUCCAAAACAUCAGCUGACGGCGACCCUCACUUUGUGGUGGACUUCCCUCUCAGCAAGACUGCCGUCUGCUUCGACAUCAACGGCGAGCCCGGUCACGUCCUCCGCCUGGUUUCCGAUCACAAAUUUUCCGGCGUGACGGUGAACGGCAAGCUCGUCGGAGGGCCGCCUCCGCCGGGCGGCCGCAAGCGUCUGCGCACGUACUUCGGCAGCAUCGCGGUGGUGGCGGACCGCCCCCGUCGCGCCUACGUCGAGGUGACGCCCGCCAAGGUCAUCCUGGACGGGUCGGACCGCCUGGUGUUGCCGUGCCACUCCACCGCCUCGGUGACGAGCGGCGCGCUGUCGGUUUCCGUCGCUGGCGGCUCCAACGUGACGGUGAGCGUCGGCGGCGACGUCCGCUUUGUCGUCCUGCUGCACCGCUACAAGAACCCCGCGCCCCACCAGAGAGACCACCUGGGAUUCUACGUUCAAGACGGCGAGGGGCUCUCGCCCGACUGCCACGGCUUGCUGGGCCAGUUCCUGCACGAGGAGGUCAGCGUGGCAGAAGGGGAUCCCGAGGAAAAUCCCCCGUCGGCGCUCCUGAAGGUGAGGGGCCGCUCGGUGCCGGCGGUCCGCAAGACCCGGCGCAUCUACGGCGGCUCCCGGAGCGUGGACUGCUGGUUCGCCGGGAGCAACGGCGCCAAGCUGGUGGAAGGACGCUACGAGGACUACGUGGCCCCGCACAUGUUCGACACGGGCGAGGGUCCGCACGGGAGCAACGCGGUCUGA